This is a messenger RNA of Paramecium octaurelia, 944 nucleotides long. Lineage: Eukaryota; Ciliophora; Oligohymenophorea; Peniculida; Parameciidae. The record is from the annotation of a GenBank genome assembly.
AAAAUGUAAGCCUUAAAGACAGUUGUCAUCACAGGAGCAAACAAAGGAAUUGGAUUUGGCAUUCUUGAGAAUCUCAUUCAGAAGCAGUCAUACAAAGUAAUCAUGGCUUGCCGAUCCGUUGAAUUAGCUCAAAAGUCUAGAACCUAAUUGCUCGAAAAAUACAAUGUAUUCAAUCACCUUAAUGUUCUCUUAGCUAUCUUAGGAUAGAAUUGACACCAUUGAGUUGGACAUAAGUAAUAGUAACAGUAUCGAUAAAUUCAUACAGGAAUUUACAACCAGAUUCCAUUAGGCUGAUAUCUUAAUUAACAACGCAGCUGUGGCUGUCAAGUCAGAUGACUUCAAUUUGGAAGUUGUUCAAUACACCUUUAAACCAAACUUCUAUGGCACUAGUAUAUAUUUUUCCUAAAUCUCUAAGUCGAAUUGACUGAAAAGUUCAUCCCUCUAUUGAGUCAAAAUGGGAAGAUCAUCACAGUAGGAUCAUCAGCUGGCAAAACAAAAUAUUUGAAAUCCGAAGAUCUUGUGAAAAGAUUCUAGAAUCCAAACAUCACUCGAGAAGAAGUGUUCAAAUUGGCUGAAGAAUUCUAAGAACAUGUUAAGAAUAGUAUAAUGAUAUAUUAUAACCUUAGAUACAUAUGAACAGAAUGGCUGGCCAAGUUGGGGAUAUGGAAUAAGCAAAUUGCUUAUCAACACUUAUGUUAAGACCUUGGCCUAGAAUGCUGAGGUUAAGAAUAAGAGCGUAUAAGUUUACACUUGUUGUCCUGGAUGGGUGAAGACUGAUAUGGCUGGAGAUGAGGCUGAAUUGACAAUAGAUCAAGGAGCCUUGACUCCAGUAUACUUGGUGGAAUUGCCACACGAAGUGAACCCUGAAUAUCAAGGGAAGUUCUUUUACCUUAAGAAAGUGGAGGAAUUAUGAUAGUAUAGAUAUAUAAUAUAUUAAAUUGGGU